Molecule: messenger RNA, 580 nt
Organism: Triticum aestivum (bread wheat)
Lineage: Eukaryota; Viridiplantae; Streptophyta; Magnoliopsida; Poales; Poaceae
Exons: 3
Coding region: 94-414 (106 amino acids)
Source: RefSeq, a predicted model, not a curated record
UCCAGGAAAAGAGAAGGAGCGGAACGAGGCUCGGACAGAGAAGAGACCAAACCCUAGCCCCCGAUCCAUCGAUCGAUCGCCGCAUCCCACCUCAUGGCAAUGGCACUGCGUAACCUUGUGACCAGGAUGGGGACCCCGGCCGCCGCCGCUCUCCGGCCGCCGUCGGUAUCCCGCGGGGCGCAGGCGGCGCGCUCUCGGCCCUUCUCCCGUCAGGUUGAACAUGAGGAUAUUUCCAAGAUACGUGCCAAAAAGAAGUAUGAGUUCAGCCUGUUCCUCCUUGAACAGUCAGAAAAACAGCUGGAGUCUGCGAAGGCCUGGACUCAGAGGUUUCAAAGGGCAGACAAGUACCUGGGUUGGACUCUCAAGGUGGUCAUGCCUGCUUCUCUUGUGGCUGCGAUAGCAGGGUCCAAGUAGGCGAUCAAAUGUCCAUUCACUUUGUCUAUAGCAUGUUAUGUAAGUCUCGGUUUGCGGCGGUUCGAAUGUGAUCACUAUGAUGAUGAUGAUAACAUUACCUGGUGAACGAUGGGUCGGGCAGUUUUGUUAAUGCAGCAGAACAUAUUAUUGUCCUGAAAAUGGUGAA